Populus euphratica (Euphrates poplar) is the source of this 2270-nucleotide messenger RNA. RefSeq names its product actin protein 2/3 complex subunit-like protein. The transcript has 15 exons. Lineage: Eukaryota; Viridiplantae; Streptophyta; Magnoliopsida; Malpighiales; Salicaceae. The coding region runs from base 183 to 1592 and encodes 469 amino acids. The record is from RefSeq and is a predicted model, not a curated record.
GUUGAAGGCGCCGAGUAAUCUAACCCCGGUUUUCUACAAGUGACGAACCAGUCUGGUUCGAUGAAAACAUUUUGAAAGCCGCUUUCAGUCUGGCGCCUCUCUUCUCAAAAAUUUGGCUCCAAACAUAUAAUAUAGUCUCUAUAGAGAGAAAGGGUGUUGGAGUUUGAGAGAGAAUCUGGAACAUGGAUGCUCCUCUUGACUUUGAAUUUGAAGACCCACUUCUCAAUUCUCCUGUUAUUGUCAAGAAAAGCAAGAAAGUUAUUGGCUUGGAUGAUCUUUUGACUGAUCACUACCAGGAGAAAAGCAAAGUGAUAGAGAGGGAAUCUAAACGAGCAAAAGCAAAGAAAAAAUAUGAUUCAGAUGAGGAUGAUUUUGACAAAGAAGCUUUACUAUCAAAACAAAUUAAUGAAUGCCACAAUCAGAUGCAAGAAAUGAGUGGUGAGGCAGAGAUUGCCACGUGGGGUGUACAUGUUUUUGGCACUCAGAAACCCCUUCCAGUUCUUACACUGCCUGAGCUUGGAAGUUGCUCACUUUUGCGGUCUUUCAUGAGCAGCGAGCUCAACUCUUUGGUUGAACUCACCACAGAAAAAGUGGAAACGUUUCUUGAAGGACUAUUAGUAAAUGGUUGGCUCUCAAAAUUGGUCAACACAUGUAGCUAUAUGGAAAAAUCAAUAGCUAAAUGGACAUUCUAUUUGAUGUUAUAUUCAUCAAAAGAAAAGUUGAGAGCAUCUGCCUGUGACUUCUGGUGCAACAUUCUUUUUCCUCGGGUUAAGACCGAGAAGCUGCCUAUCAGAAUCGAGUGGUUUCCCAGUUACUGUGAGCUGAGAAGUGCUCUCGAAACAUAUGGAUUUCUCUUCAAUUAUUUGUCACGGACAGAAUCAAUAAUCAACAAUUCAGGGGUUAGAGGGCCACCUAAAAAUAUUAGAGCCUGGAUCAAAUUUGUAGCUGCCUGUUGUUGUGUCAGGAACAAACGGCCUGUAUUUUCAACUUCAGAAGCUGAGGAACUAGUUGAAGUUGCUGUUUUCCUUUCCUCAGAUCGCCAGCUUGAAGGUUUACUGGUGCUUUUGGAUGAAUUUGUGCAAUCAGUUAUCAGUUACUUCACAGAUGAAGAAUGGAAUAUCAGCUGUGAAAAGAUAGCAAGAUCCAUCUCUUGCAGAAGGGUGGAUGUACACUCUUUGCUCAUAUCCUUUGCUUGCAGAAGCCCCAGGGACUUGAACUGUUUGCAGACUGUGGAAUGCAUUUCAGGAGUUAGCACUCGUGGCAAUCACCUGAGGAGUGCGAUUUCUUAUCAGAUUCUGCUUAAUUGUUUCGAUAAUAAGGCUUCCAACGAAGAAGAGAUCCUGAGUUUCCUCAUAUCCAUAAACGUGAAAGACCGAAGUUGUGAUCUUUUCCAGAUGUACAUUUACCUGGUUUUGACUGAAAACUGGCUCUUGUCCAAUCCAAUGUUUGAACUCAAGCCAGUGAUCUAUGAAAUGUGGGGUGUUUAUCUGCGAAACUGUUCUUGCCAAAUCACAAGCACAGAUAUGAGGCCCUAUGCAUCCAAGGUCCGCACUAAAGCUUCGUAUAUUCUAUUUGGCACCACCAAUAAAUAACUAUUAUAAAUCUUCUGAUGGAAUACAAGGUAUAGGUGCUGAAAUGUAGCAGAAAGGAAAUAAAGAGUAUAUCCACAUGUGAAUUAAAAGAAACAAGAUUGCAAUUAUUUAUUAGUGCAUCAAGAUACUGCAUUCACUACAUUUCCUCUGUCGGGACUGUACUUCAUGGAUUGCACCAUUUUCAAUUUGUGCAGAAUAACAUGACAUGCUGAAGCUUUUCCAAACUUAACCACAUAGCAUUUCAUGUUUACAGGGAAGUCUGAAAUUUGAACCCGCUGUACAAGUUCUAAGCAUUCAAAAUACAAUCUCCUUUUGAAUUCUUUAAACCUGCUGAUUCCCAAGCUGAGUUGUGGGAGAAUUAAAGGAAAGUUUGGCAGGAUUUGGUUUGGUUAGGCAAUCCCUAGUAAUCAUAUCUGUAUAAAUGGUGCAUUCAGAAGAGAUUCCACCGUACUGUACGAAUAUUUAAGUUCCAGGAGGGAACAAAUGGCGCAGCGCUUCUCCCCGCCUCAAUUUUUAUAUUGAAGUCAGGUUUUAUUGCUUUUGUAUUAAGAUGGUUAUGUUGGGGUGGUUUUAGGGGGCUUAACCAAUCAUUUUAUGCCCACCUCAAAUCAUUUGUUCAAUAACAUUAGGUGUUUGUAAAAUUGGCAUAAAAUUUUAUGCAAGAAAAUUGAACCCAAA